This is a messenger RNA of Mandrillus leucophaeus (drill), 1636 nucleotides long. Its product is annotated as succinate dehydrogenase [ubiquinone] flavoprotein subunit, mitochondrial-like. The transcript has 2 exons. Gene Ontology annotation, biological process: mitochondrial electron transport, succinate to ubiquinone. Bases 1077 to 1499 code for a protein of 140 amino acids. NCBI's taxonomy places the organism in Eukaryota, Metazoa, Chordata, Mammalia, Primates, Cercopithecidae. The record is from RefSeq and is a predicted model, not a curated record. Gene Ontology annotation, molecular function: succinate dehydrogenase (quinone) activity; electron transfer activity; flavin adenine dinucleotide binding.
UAACAGAAACAAAACAAGAAUGCAGUAAGGUGUCUGGAUAAGAGAUUUGUAUCUAAAAAUCAGUAGCUUUGCGAUGUGCCAGCAGUAAUCUGCUCAGACAUCAGUAAAUAUAUCACUCACAUUUUAAACAAAAAAUUAAAAAUGCCUUGAAAUAAUGUAACCAGAAAUACAAGAAAGGAUAUGAAAACGUGGCUGCUAAAGGACAUGAAAGAAUGUAGUACUAGAUUCUGAGAUGCAACUUUUUUCAUUUGUUCUUCCUGAAAAACCAUUAGGUUGAUGUGCAUUGCAGUGUCAUGGUUAUAUAUGAGUCUAAGGAAAAUCAGAUGAAAUGUCCAAAUUAAACCAUGAAGGUGCAUUGGGUCAGUGGAGCAAAGCAGAGUUAGAGGGAGAAGCAAGGAGGAGGAGGGAUCACGGAGGUGGUAUCUGUCUGUCCCACAGGAAGCAAAAGCUGACGCCCGGUUGCCAGCACACCUACAGUAAACUUCAGGUCCACUGCAUGGCACGUUUCUCGCCACAGUAAAACUAUGAAGGAAGUCAGUGUACAAGAAGCUUCCAGAAAAUAGGCAGAAGACAGUAGCCAGAUGGGCCAAGGGCCCUAGCCACCCACGCCCCUCCCUCUCACUGAAGACCUUCGGCUCCAACCCCACCAUCACCAGGGCUCUGCUCAGCUCCUCCUAGUGUGUGUCACCACAGGGCUGCUGGCUUGUGUCACGUUCACCACCAGACCCCACGUCAGGAGUCCCUCCAGGGGUGUGGGGAGGCAGCGUUUCCUGCUUGGCCGCAGAGCCAUGUGGAACAUGGUGCCUCACAGGCAGUCUGCUUGGAGUCCUGGAGCCUGGCUGUAUCCCACUGGAAAGGAUGUGUCUGGGUCUAAGAUGUGUAUAUAAUAGAAACAUGUAUUCAGAAGCUUUAGUCAAAACUUCAUUUUUAAGUUCAGAGUAAUAAACUCAUAGUCUGAAUUUCCUAAUUUUUCUAUUUAAUUUACAUAACUCAGUUAAGUCUAAAAGUUAAGCAGUUCUUGGUGUGGCUAUUUGUAUGGAUUAAAAGUUUACCAAUAAUAUUUUGUGCCACAGUCAAUGCAAAAUCAUGCUGCCGUGUUCCGUGUGGGAAGCGUGUUGCAAGAAGGUUGUGGGAAAAUCAGCAAGCUCUACGGAGACCUGAAGCACCUGAAGACGUUUGACCGGGGAAUGGUCUGGAACACGGACCUGGUGGAGACCCUGGAGCUGCAGAACCUGAUGCUGUGUGCGCUGCAGACCAUCUACGGAGCAGAGGCGCGGAAGGAGUCACGGGGCGCACACGCCAGGGAAGACUACAAGGUGCGCCUUCUCGCCACACCCACCUGCGCCUGCCUUUUCCUCCCACCUGGUGGGACUCAGCCCCACCACCCCUGCAUUUUCUCUGCAUUUUAUUUCAUUUCCCCAAAAGUAAAUCCAAAAAACGCCUUUUUCCCCCUGGUAACUUUGAUCCCUGGGUUCCCGCCAUCCUCUGGAUCACUGUGACCGUUUCCUGGCUUUGGGUCAGUCUCCACUGAUGGCAGCAGUGGCAUCUCCAAGCCAAUGCGCUUUGCUCUUAGAAGGCCAAGUUUAGAAGUGCAGCCAGAGUGGCAUGACCAGGAAAUAAAUGCCAGUUUAUUAAA